AUGCCUCCAAGGAUACCUCGAGCUGUCAAGAGUCUGCCGAGGAGUUCAUGGCUUCCAAUUGACAAAUUUUCUCGACAAUUAUGUCCAAUAUGCUCUUUUUCCCGGAAUCGACCCCGGCCAAGCGCAAGACAAUCUACAAAACCACAACAGCUCAACUAUCAACGAAUUGAUCGGCGACGACUGACCAGUGCACAUAUCAGUGCUGCGCCCGAACGUAGGGAGAUUCUAUCACCCCGGGUUCAGCUUCAAGAGGCUCUUAAAGCCCUACAGAAAGAUGCCGCCAACUUUGUCAACAUCUCCAGGUUACAGCUUGCAUUACGCGGACUUCAACAACCAGAAGGCGAGGAGACAAUUCGUGUUGCAAUUUUGGGUCUUCGAGAUGGAGGGGUAUCUUUGCGAAAAGCGAAGCAGCUGGCACGACUGCUGAUUGCGGAUCCGCUAAAACCAGAGGAGGAAUGGGAGCGGACGCUGUUGGAAGAGGACGAUGGUAGUCGUCCCAUUUUACUUCGCGUCGGACACGAUGGAGCAGAAGAAUCUGCAUACAGUAAUCGGAUGGUACAGGAGAUAAAUGUUUCUUCGCCCGCUUUCAAUGGACAUAAGUUGGAGAUACUAGUAUUGGAGACAGAUCUUCCACAGACUACUAUCGGCGAAGGAAGCAGUAUCUUAGAAGCCUUGCUAGUGCCUACGAUGGAAAUACCAGUUUCACGCACAGGAAGGUAUACCCCAAUUACAACUCCCGUGCACAAGUCUUUGGUAGUUGGGAGCGGUAUCUUGGGCGCAGUAUCUGUCUUUUCAAUCGCGACUGAUGGAAAUAUUGUUGGGAAGGAUAUUCUUCAUACAACUGUAGAUAUCAAGCUGGACCCUUCAAGCGACACGAACGUUCCGUUUCAAAACUUGGAUAUCGAUUUGGCUAUCGCUGCUCUCGACUUAUUCCGAGUGAGCAUCGACAAUGCUUUAGAUUACGAGCAUAAGUGGUUUGAUAGUGGUGCGCCAGAGAUCUUGGAAUGGAUGAGGUCAGGGACUUCAUCAAUGGAAGGCGAGAUGAAACCACCUCUUCGAUUGCUAAUCCAGUCUAUGCUGGAAACAACAUCACUCGCAAUUGAGGAAGAGAAGGCACGUCGUUUAAGUGUGGCGCUUGCAUCACGAGUGGCUCACACUAAGCUAGAGCCACUAAUGAAAGGGUUCUCCAAAUGGUCCGAGGAAGCUCACACCGAGCUGCGAGAGCAUCUGGAUAUUGCCUUCGAGGGUAGGAGGUGGAGGAAAUUAGGCUGGUGGAAGCUAUUUUGGAGGGUGGAUGAUGUCUCCAUGAUUGCUACAGACAUUCUCACCAGGAGGUUUCUUACUGAGGCCGAACAAGACCUUAUCUUCUUCGCUGGGCGUCUGGAGGAAGCAGGAGUCUCUAAACGUCUUACUACACGUACCCAACAAAGUCCUUUGCUUAGUCCGGAUGAUCGAAUGAACCCUCAAUCACUUCGGGUGAAGGAUCUCGUGAAAGUCGAGGACGAAAUACGGAAUAUGAAGGAUCAGAAUUGGCCACAAGAUAUUCCAAGCGCUCGAAGUUAUCUUGCCCUUGGCACUGUGCCAGCUUUGCAAGCAUUGGCUCAGAAGCUUGUUCUACAGACCUUGACAACAUCAUCUUUCGUAUCCGGACUCGCUGCUUUGACGUACAUCUCUACGUUAUCAACCGGACUUUAUGAGGCUGGAGCAGUCGCUGCUCUAGGUAUUGUGUACAGCAUGCGAAGAAUGCAAGUCAAGUGGGAAAAUGCUCGCGAGUUCUGGGAGGGUGAGGUGCGUGAAGCAGGAAGGAAGUGUGUGAGAAACGUGGAAAGUGAAGUUGCUGAAAUGCUCAAGAAGUCUGCCAGUCGCGUUGAAGCCUCUAUGGAUGCUGAGCUUGAUAUGGCUGAGAACAAGGCUCGGGAAGUUGAGCUUGUGUUAAAAGCUUGUAAAUAA
This is a messenger RNA of Glarea lozoyensis ATCC 20868, 1950 nucleotides long. RefSeq lists its product as uncharacterized. The transcript has a single exon. The record is from RefSeq and is a predicted model, not a curated record. NCBI's taxonomy places the organism in Eukaryota, Fungi, Ascomycota, Leotiomycetes, Helotiales, Helotiaceae. Bases 1 to 1950 code for a protein of 649 amino acids.